AUGACUGAUCUUCAUCAAUACACUGCGCAUAACUACAGCAUACAGACCCUGAACUCUACUGAACUGUCCAAAGAAAAGCUAAGAGAAGUCCUAGCCAGGGUAUGUAAUUAAUUGACACCCGUUGUGCGCUACCCUUCCAUCACUAUAUGUUGCUUGGUUAUCCGUUCUUGGCGCCGGUUGAUUUUUUCCGCGUUUUUCUCCUGUCUUCGAUCAUUACCACCUAUUUCUUGAUUACCUUUGUCGUCAUCCAUAAGUCUGUACUUAAAUAAAUCAUGGGCAACGGCCAAUCACAGCGUGCGUAAUAUUCAUCACAUUCUAUAGAAAAAAAAAACAUAUGCUCGCACUCGAAAAAGGCAGUUUAACGAGAGAAAAUAAGUUUGACUAGUCCAGAAGUUUGGGCUCUGGCUACUUCGGCUCGCAAGGUUUAAACUUGGUAUUGUCGCUUGAAUAAGCUAAUUGUACUUAUUCCUUUCGUAGGAAAAAGAUAGACGUUUUACCUACUGCCCUUUAUACAACUCUGCUACAGUUCUCCCCAUUCACCCAGAGACUGUAAAGAAACGAGAACUUACAGACUCCAAAGCACUCUGGAGAACUAAUAAAGGAUUUAUAUUCCCUGGAAAAAAGACCUCGAUGGUCUCAAACGUACACCCUAAGAAACCU
Porites evermanni is the source of this 660-nucleotide messenger RNA. The record is from the annotation of a GenBank genome assembly. Lineage: Eukaryota; Metazoa; Cnidaria; Anthozoa; Scleractinia; Poritidae.